UUUUAAAUCUUAUUUUAUUGGUUUAUUUUAUCCUUUUAAAAUUCAAAUUUUUUUCCCAAAGAACUAAUGGAUAGAUAUGGAACAUCUAAAAUUGCCGGAGUUUCAAUAGAAGCUACUAAAAUGCUACGAUGCCUAUAUAGUAUCGCAGGAAGUGGCGUGGUAUUGACUCAGGACAUGACAUAUUUGGCAAAGAUAUUUGCUACCAGGGGUACUAAAAUUGACAAAAUUAUAAAUACAACUGAGAGAGAGACAUCUGAAAAAUUAUUAGCCUUAAAGAAAAAAUACUUUAUUAUAGAUUCAUACUCAGGAAUUCCUUCUGCUUAUGUUACCUUAGCAAGAAUAGGUAAAUUAUGGUGUCAUCAUAUUUGUAAAUGUUGCUAUGUUGGACUAUUAAAAGAUCCUGUGGAUAAUAAUGAUUUACCGGUGGGUUUCCCAAGGGCCAUGCGAUGCAGCGUCUAUGCUGGUCUUAUAUAUAGAGGUAUGAUUAAAACAGAUUUAAAAUGUUUAAAUGAAGCUUAUGCCUACCACCAAUACUUAUUGGAAUGUAUUAUAAGUCCUCGCAGAAGUACCCCUUCGGAAAUAAUGAGAAGGAUUGAAAAACAAAUGAACUAUUCCCAGUGCAAUGAAAAGAUGAGAUUGCAAUUUAAUAUUAAAUUUGGCAUUUUGAAUGGGUUAGGUGCUAUCGCAACUGAAGCCAGACCUGCAUUAGAAGAAGCAGCUCAAAGAUGGAGAAAAAUAAUCGAAGAUCUUAAUCCCAAAAUUCCAACUUUACAAACCCUUUGCCGGCACAAAAUGAGAAAAUGUUAUAUUCACGUACCCCGGUGUUUAUUCAAAAAUGAUGAUGAAUAUAAUACGAGCCUUUCGGAUGAUUUAGUAUAUAAUUUGACCCACAAUUAUAAAGAAGAAUGGGAUCUUAUGUUUAAUAUUAAAAGUUCUGAUGAUAGUUUUUAAAAAUCAAAUCGGCGGCUAACGGCGUGAAUUAGCACAUCGAUAUAAAUUUUUAAUAAUAUAUGGUUUUAAAUUGUUAAUUGAUUUAUUUUUUUUUAACAAAAAAUAGAUAAAUAAAAUUAAAAAUAAAAUAUACACUAUUAGAGAUUAUUAUCGGCAUAUUUUUUAGAUUUUGUUAAA
Messenger RNA from Gordionus sp. m RMFG-2023, 1128 nucleotides. RefSeq lists its product as uncharacterized. The transcript has 3 exons. Gene Ontology annotation, molecular function: RNA binding. The coding region runs from base 67 to 951 and encodes 294 amino acids. The record is from RefSeq and is a predicted model, not a curated record. Lineage: Eukaryota; Metazoa; Nematomorpha; Gordioida; Chordodea; Parachordodidae.